GCUUCGCCGAGCGCUGUGACGUCUCCCCCUCUCCCCGCCAAUGGGCGCUUGGAGCGCUGAGCCGACCGCUUAGUCUCUACACGGCGCGCGGCAGAAGUUCGGGGGGGCGGAGAGUACGAAUACAGCCGGCACGAAGAUGGCGACCCCGGCCAAGCGCAGAGCUGGGGGCAGCGUCGGGCGGGGCGCGGGCGCUGCUGGCCGGGGGGAGGCGAAGCCGCCGUCCGCGGUUGUGGAGGGCUCCAUCGUGCGAGUCGCCAUGGAGAACUUCCUAACAUAUGAUAAUUGUGAAGUGUAUCCAGGACCUCACUUGAACAUGAUAGUGGGUGCUAAUGGAACAGGAAAAUCAAGCAUUGUUUGUGCCAUCUGUCUGGGAUUGGCCGGAAAACCUUCUUUCAUAGGGCGAGCAGACAAGGUUGGUUUCUUCGUAAAGCGAGGCUGCUGUAAAGGCACAGUUGAAAUUGAACUAUUUAAACCUCCUGAUAAUCUUGUUAUCACACGUGAGAUUCAUGUGGCAAACAAUUCAUCAACAUGGUUGAUCAAUAAAAAGCCUUCUUCCUUGAAAACAGUAGAGGAGCAAAUUGCAGCCUUAAAUAUCCAAGUGGGCAAUCUGUGCCAGUUCCUCCCUCAGGACAAAGUUGGGGAAUUUGCAAAACUGUCCAAGGUAGAACUUCUUGAAGCCACAGAAAAAUCAAUUGGUCCUCCAGAAAUGUACAAAUUCCACUGUGAGCUAAAAAACUUCAGAGAGAGAGAGAGAGAACUUGAGAAUUUAUGCAAAGAGAAAACUAAUUCCUUGGAGAAAAUGAAACAGAGGAUUGAACGAUAUAGACAAGAUGUUGAGAGGUACCAUGAGCGCAAACGUCAUCUAGAUGUAAUUGAGAUGCUUGAGAGAAAAAGGCCUUGGGUGGAAUAUGAAAAUGUUCGCCGACAAUAUGAGGAAGUGAAACAAGACCGUGACCGUGUAAGAGAAGAAUUGAAAAAACUAAAAGAAACACAAUCUCCAAUGAUACAGCAAAUCCAAGAAAUUGAAAAGCAAUUCAGAAGUCUGGAUGUAAAAAUCAGAGAGAAGGUUCCUGAAAUCAAAGAGACUUCUCAAAAAUGUAAACAAAACCAAGAUGCUUUGGAGAAGAAAGACAAACAAAUUGGUGAUAUUCAGCAGGCUCUCAGAAUGAAAAGAGAUGAAGAAAUGGAUCGACAGAAGAGAAUGAACAUCAGCCGACAGAUGAUAGCGGACUGGCAGAAUGAACUCAACAGUACAGGAGCCUGUGAGAAUCUUCAGCCACAAAUUGAUUCUAUUAACAGUGACCUGAGACGCUUGCAAGAAGACAAGGCAAAUAUUGAUAGUGAUGUGAGUGAUUUGGGAAAUGAGAAAGAGAAUCUCAAGACGGAAAAGAAAAGAAUAACUGAUCGUAUCGUACAACUUGAUAAUAUGAUGAAUCUGAAAGAAGAGAAGCUCAAAGGAAGAUACCGAGACACACACAGUGCUCUUAUGUGGCUAAGAAAGAACAGAAACCAGUUUAAAAAAAGUGUCUGUGAACCCAUGAUGCUUGUAAUCAACAUGAAAGACAAUAGACAUGCUAAAUAUGUCGAAAAUCACAUUUCAGCAAAUGAUAUGAAGGCCUUUGUUUUUGAAAGUCAAGAAGAUAUGGAAAUAUUUCUUCGUGAGAUGCGUGAUCAUCAGAAACUAAGAGUGAAUGCUGUCUGUGCACCCAGUGAGUCAUGGGCUGAAAACAGACCUUCAAGACCUAUUGAAGAGUUACACCAGUAUGGAUUUUUCUCUUUCUUGCGAGAGCUGUUUGAUGCUCCUCAUCCUGUGAUGAGUUACCUUUGCUUCCAGUAUCGAGUUCAUGAGGUCCCUGUGGGAACAGAGAAGACCAGAAAUAUGAUUGAAAGGGUCAUACAAGAAACCAAGCUUAAGCAGUUGUAUACAGCUGAAGAAAGGUAUUCUGUAAAAGUAUCAGUUUAUACAAACCAAACUCUUUCUAGUAACACCUCUCUGAGACCAGCACAGUUUCUUAUCGGUUCGGUGGAUACAGAAGAAAGAAGACAGUUGGAAGAGCAGCAGCAGGGAAUAAAUAAUAAGUUGCGGUCACUGGAUUCUGAUUUGACUACACUGUCUGAGAGGCAGAGACAUCUGGAGCGCAAAGACAAUGAACUUAGACAGCAGAAGAAGGAACUUCUGGAGAGAAAAAACAAAAGGAGACAACUGGAAUCAAAAAUUGCUAUGAAACACGAUAGUUUAAGACAGAUGGAACAAGAUGCUAUCAACUUAGACCGAGAGGCGCAACAUACAAAUGCAAAGAUCAAAGAAAUCAAUAUCCAAAAAGCCAAACUUGUUAUAGAAUUAAAGGAAUUUAUUAAGGAUUGCAUAGCAUUGAACACUCUGAAAGUAGAUUUGGUUCUUCAGAGUACUACAGUGUCUGCCAAGAAGCAUAAACUAGACUCUGAGCAUAAAGCAGCAACUGGACAUGUAAGAGCUUUAGAGGAACAGUUUCAUGUGCUGGAUGAAAGAAAACGUAGCCUGUUGAACCACUGCAAGGAACUGAUGAGAAAAGCCAGACAGGUGUGCAACCUGAGCCCAGAUGAGCCAGUUCCACAAGAAUUUCAGACUGCAUUCCGGGAUCUUCCAGACACGUUGGAUGAAAUAGAUGCUUCACUGAAUGAAGAGAAAUCGAGAGCCUCCUGCAUCACAGGCCUGAAUGCUUCUGUUGUAGAAGAGUACAGUAAGAGGACAGAAGAAAUACAACUGUUGACAGAGGAGCUAGAGAAAAAGAAAAAAGAAUUGAACAACUACAGGCAAAACAUUUCGCAGGUCAAAGAAAGGUGGCUUAAUCCUUUGAAACAUCUGGUCGAAAAAAUUAAUGAGAAGUUCAGUACCUUUUUUAAUUCUAUGCAGUGUGCUGGUGAAGUCGAUCUUCAUACAGAAAAUGAGGAAGAAUAUGACAAAUACGGGAUUCGAAUCAGAGUCAAAUUUCGCAGUAGUACCCAGUUGCAUGAAUUGACUCCUCACCAUCAGAGUGGAGGUGAGAGAAGUGUUUCCACUAUGUUGUAUUUGAUGGCUCUGCAAGAACUGAACAGAUGUCCUUUCAGGGUUGUAGAUGAAAUAAAUCAGGGAAUGGACCCAGUCAAUGAGAGGAGAGUUUUUGAAAUGGUUGUGAAGACCGCUUGCAAAGAAAGCACUUCUCAAUACUUCUUUAUUACACCAAAGCUGCUGCAGAAUCUCACUUACAAUGAAAAAAUGACCGUGUUGUUUGUCUACAAUGGACCUUUUAUGCUAGAAUCAACCAAAUGGAAUUUAAAGGCUUUCAACAGGAGGCGGCGACGAGUUGGGUGGACAGAUGCAUAGUGAUUUUCAUUGCCUUUGAAACCUAUGGUGAAACUACAUUUGUAAACGAGUGGUUGAACCUGAGAGAAAAUCCAUGGGGAACUUAAUAGUGAAGCACUGGGCUGCUUCUUAAUAAAAUUAUUUUUACAGUUAAUAUUUUCUCAGAACUCUUAUAGCUGUCUGUUCUUCCAAACUGAAACUAAUUUUUACCACAGACUUAACAGGAGGGCAAGCUGAAACCAGAAUCUUGUUUGCACCUUUCCAUUAUAUCAGCACCUAAUGUAACAAAAUUUAUCAGGAAAUUUCAGCUGUUUGUUUCCAAGUAACUUAUUUGGUUUAUCCACUUAUGUUCAAAGAUUGUGACGUUUUAAAGUUAGUAUAUAGUACACUAACUCAUAUAGUUAUAGUAGAUCACACUGAAAUGAAUUCUAAUGAAAUGCCAACUGUGGGAGUAAAGCAGAAGGAUUUGUGAUGUCAUUGCAUUUUCAGAGUGUGUAUUUAGCUUUAUAUCAAUUUUUUUCUUUGGUAAAAAUACCAUAUACUAUGUAAAUAUGGAUUAUUGUGUAUAUUCAUGUUUUUUCCUAUAAAGUCUAUUUCAGCAAUGGGAAAUGAAUGCCUAUUGCCCUUCACCUCAUGCCCACCCACAGUGGAAAAUACAUUUUUAGUGUAUGGGGAAAACUAAUAUUUACAGCUUGAGCCAAUAGUCCUUUUUAUAUUUUAUACCACUGUGUGGUGGUCUUCUGUGGAGAACUACAAAGUUACCUCUGGAAGUAGAGCUGAGGGACUUGUAAGUGAAAUACUUAUGGUUUUUGUGUUUGUGGUAUUGAAUGGGAAAAGUAUUCCUAUGGAUUUUUAUACUUGGAGUCAGCAACCCUUCCUUCACUGUUCUGGUUUCCAUGGAGUGGUUUUAUACUCAUAGUGAAUAGUAGCACUCUGAUGCAGCUGUUAAAUUUGCUGAUUAACUGAUGGGGUUUGGAUUAUAUCUGUUAGCAGUAACUAUUAAAUAUUUGUUACCCAUAGUAAUUGUGAACUUAUAUAAUAGAAUGUGUCAAUUGCUUCUUAUUCCUAACUAACUUAUAAUAACCAAAGAGGCCAAAAGUAUGGACUUGUAUAAAAAUGGAAGACCUGUUUUUAAAUUUACUAUCUCCAUCUACUUGUACUUAAAGAAAAUGAGCUGACUUGUCAGUACUGCCUGGAAGUCUACAGCAAUAUGUAAUCCAUCUAAGGAAUUUUUUGGUUGAACCAGCAUUCAUGUAACUUGCCAAAAAGAGGAAAAGAGAGCAGGGGAAAUAUCUUGGGGCAUAUGUCAGGUCAAAUUUGGUCAAAUUCUAGUUUUUAUCUUAUGUAAAAAUAGGCUUGGUACAAGGACAAGCUUCAGAGGAAUAAUUUUUAAAAUAUUUUUCAUGCCUGCAUUUGAAGCAUUAUCCUAGGCCCCUGAGAGCCUGAAAGUCAGACUAACCUGUUUUUCUUCUUUUUGAAGGAUGAAUAUGUACCAUACAUAGCAACAUAUAAAAACAAAUUCUGACAAAAGUCAGCUAUGAAAUUUUGAAAAGCUUUUUUUUUUUUUUUUAAACUAAAGAUGUUUCUUUAAAAUGUUUCACUGUACUGUCUAUACAAAGGAUGAUGGCUGAGGGAGUUGUUAAAGAAGUAGAGAGAACUGUACACUCUAGAUAGUGUCCUCAGAAAGAGCUUCUUAUUGGUUGAUAUCUGUGCUGUAAGCUGAGUUACAGAAACUAGUUAAUUUCUUGAAAAUCAGUAGCCAUGUAGGAAUUAUAUUUGACAGAAGGACUGAGUGUAUAAAGGGAUUAAGGCCUUAAUUCUGGGAAUAGUAUAUUCAGAAAGGUGCUUCCAUUUACUGUACUGAGACUGCAUGUCCAGAAAGGUUGCGUAUACCUCAUUGUAAGACCAGAUCCUUAAACCUGUCCACUGAUGUAUAUAAAUGCCCUGCUUCCCUGUGACCUCACUUCUCCAAGCAUUGGAUUUUUUUGUGUUAAACUUCCCUUUUCUUCACAAAGAAAGUGCUUCUUGGUUAGACUUUAGAAAAUUACUGGAGGAAGAGAACUAUAUCUAUUCUUUGUCCAAGGAGGUUAAAAUGUGCAUUGUGUAACAUGCACACAUUAGGGUGAAAGAAACUAAUCUUCUUUAGGCUUACUUUUCUAGGACCUAUGGCAGCAUUUAUAACAUGUAUUCAGUGAUUCAUUUUAGAAAUAUGCAGGGUGUCUCACCUGGUAUAAUGUUCUCGUGCACAUGCUAUGUUCUCGUGCACUUACCUCAACUUAGCAUCUGUAUGUAUUGCAUGUUAUGAGAAAGAAGUUCUCUCUCUCUCUGGGCAUUGUGGGUGUGGAGUAAGCAGGGAAUCUUCAAAUGCCACUUAAGAGAAGAAAUAUUUACUCACUACUAACAGGCUCUGUUUUCUCCUUAUACUCAAGCUAAACCUCUGCUUUUUCUUUUUUCCCCCCUGAGUUGUAUCCCCUGUAGUUCAGUGGUAGAAUCUUUGUCUACCACACAGGAGAUCUGGGUUUGAUUCCCAGACACUUAUACAACUACAGCCAUGGAGGCACCAAACAUCUGGAUUCAGUCUGGUCGUUGGAUUCUGUCUCAGUGGCCUAAAGGGAGGAUGGAAGGUCCAGACAGCCUCCUCUCCUCCGAAAAUUCCUGCCUGGGCAUAUGCAUUGAAGGUCUGAGUGGUCUUCAUGUAUACACCAUGAUCCAGGAGGAUUGACAGUUGCCACCCCUGAGUUCCACUCUUUCUUAUGGAAGGGACUAAUGGGUUUGGACAACUGAAGUGCAUGGCAUCGUUGCUGUGACCUGUGCUUCUAUGGCCCAAAGGGUGCCUUUGUCCAGGAAGUUCCUGAAACUCAGUAGGAGCAGGGCUGGAGUGUGUGACUGAAUGCAUUCCCAAAGUGAGUCUUCUCAGGGUAACACUUGAAAAGUUGAUCAUUUGGAGUGUAUUCCUUCUGUUAGGGGUCUGAUUAUGGUAUAUCCAAAACUGCAAUAUGACUACCUGGUUGGGGUUCUGGUUUCACAACUAUAAACUACCAAUCACCUUUGAUACCUCAUUACUCAGAAGUGAAACACUUCUCUAUCUUUUUUAUUAUUGUUAUUUUGUUUUAUUUAUAUAUUUAAUUGCUUCUGCAGCUACCCAGCAUCUGCCCCUCUCUCAAUCCUUCCUUUUCCCACAGCAGCUGUUCUUCUUUUCUCUUACUGCUGCUCUGCAGCUUCAGUGAAUAAAGUGCUAUGAAAACCCUAGAAAUUCAUUUUAAAGGUGUUUGUCUGCUUAGAGGAGUAUUAGCUUAAUAUACUAAAAAUGAAGGUUUUACUAGUGAUCAAUUUUCCUGGGGACUAAAUAGUAAGUACACCUUACAAAAAACAGGAAUAGAAGGGAGCUCACAUAAUCUUUUCAUUUUAAGUGAAAAUAGAACUUUCUUUUUAUUUUUUGAGCACUUUUCAAUGUCCAGUUGAAACAGGAGCCUUUC
Messenger RNA from Alligator sinensis (Chinese alligator), 6798 nucleotides. It is a transcript of the gene SMC5, whose product is annotated as structural maintenance of chromosomes 5. Gene Ontology annotation, molecular function: ATP hydrolysis activity; ATP binding. Bases 137 to 3343 code for a protein of 1068 amino acids. Gene Ontology annotation, cellular component: Smc5-Smc6 complex. Lineage: Eukaryota; Metazoa; Chordata; Crocodylia; Alligatoridae. The record is from RefSeq and is a predicted model, not a curated record. The transcript is spliced from 24 exons. Gene Ontology annotation, biological process: double-strand break repair via homologous recombination.